This is a messenger RNA of Chinchilla lanigera (long-tailed chinchilla), 3898 nucleotides long. RefSeq names its product protocadherin beta-7. Lineage: Eukaryota; Metazoa; Chordata; Mammalia; Rodentia; Chinchillidae. Gene Ontology annotation, biological process: homophilic cell-cell adhesion. The record is from RefSeq and is a predicted model, not a curated record. Gene Ontology annotation, molecular function: calcium ion binding. Gene Ontology annotation, cellular component: plasma membrane. The annotation marks the transcript as partial. The transcript is spliced from 2 exons.
CUGUUAGUGGCAAAAGACAUAAAAAAAAUUUUAAAAAUGGUUGCCUCUGGGAAGGAAAUCAGCAACAAUGAGAUGAAAAAAGGUAGAGAUCUAUUAUAUUUCAUUAUAAGCCCCUUACUACUAUUUGAUUUUGAACCAAGAUCAUAUAUUGUUAUGAAGCAUGCAUUUUAAGAUCAGCAAAGUCACUCUUGCAAAUCUUCCCAUAAAUAGAAAGGAGAGUAAAAUAACAUUGAUAUCAAGAAUGGGGCUAUAACUAAAGGUAUUAAAGUAUACAAGGAAAAUAGAAUGCUAAUAACCAGAAAAAAUGAGUGUUUUUAGAAAUAAUGUACAAGCUACUUAAAAAGAGAACAAGGAGGCUCCUCAGGAGAACAAAACAGACAAUCUAUCUGUCUCUGUCUCCAAACCCAAGAAAACGAAUUUUUCCCAAGAAAAAGCUGAUUAGUAAUGAUCUGGAAAGACAGCUGGUAGCAGCACAACUCUGCCCAGGAAGAAGUCUUUACCCAGGGAGGAAACAGCUGGUGAGCCAGAAGAGGCAGUCAGCAGCAGUGUCCCCAAGAAAAAAGAUAAACUUUUCUUCUCAGAAAGAGCCAGUCAGCAGUGGACCUAGGGAGGCUGCUGCCAGCAAGGUCAGAGCCAAGAAAAAGAAGAAAGAGCUCCAAAGAGCAUCCAGGAACACUGGAAUGGACAUUCCCUAAGGGGGCCAGGAGUGAGGUGUGCCCCAAUGUGACAUUUCCUAUCCCAUAUCCUAAACCCCACUCAAUAAAAACAAAUCACAAAAAGAGAACAAAAUUGAAACAUUAAUAGCAAAAGGCAAAAUGGAAAGGAUCGUUGUAGGUCUACUACCAGAAAAGCCACCAAAUCCAAAGAGUGUAAAAGCCAAAUUAUAAUAAAUCAUGUAGACACAAAUAGCAAUAUACUUAUAAAAGUAUAUGAAAAUAUAUGCACAACAUCUUAAACUGCCCUUUGAGGCCAGAAUGAUAGUUCAAUACCAAAACCAAAGAAAUUAUAACAUAGUACAACAUGGCCCAGAAAAAUCCUAAGGCCAUCUUGACAUAUCGAAUCCAUCUCUGCAUUAGAACAAUAGGGCAUCAUGACUCACUUGAAUUUAAAUCAUGGACUCAGGAGUGAAAAAUCCAAAGAAUAAAUGGAUAAUUUAAACAAAUGUAAAAAUUACUGUAAAUAUGAAGGAAGAUCUUCAUAAAAAAGUAUUUUUCUCAAAUUGAGAUCAACCAUCAAAAAGAUGGAAUAAGAGAAACUUUUCUACAAAGCCAAUAUUGACCUACUUUCAGAGUACCCAUUAUAUAUUGGAGAUUCUCGUCUUUGAGAUUUUAUAUGAACACUAAUUUUUCUAUACUACUUAAAACCAGUGAAGCAUGAAAGUUACAGGGCAGAAAAUAUUCUACAAAAUAUCAUACAUAGAGAGUGAAAACGCUGAAAAUGAAAAUAUCCUUGAAUUCACAGCAAAACUGAAAAGAAGGCCACUAUUCUGUCUUAGGAUAUAUAUUAUUGCUGAACGAGUAACAAAUAAAUGAUAGGUCCUCAACCAGUACUUGACUUUUAUGUAGGUAUCACUUUCAUACUCUUUACUAACAAUUUUUGAAAUAGGAGAUUUUCAUCAUCUUAGGAUGUUUUUCAAUUGAAAAAAUAUUUUCAUAUUGAAAGGUUAAUUGGUUCACCGGUCAUAAAGCAAAUGUACGAAAUUCUUAACUUUGCUUUUUAUUAAUAUGUAUUUGUAAUACAUAACAAUUACAUUCAUCCUAAGAAACUGGUAUGUAUACAUACUUCAUCUUGAUCAUUUUUACUCUUCCAUCCUCCACUUCCGCAGGUUCCCUCUUUAUCUCCACAGUCUACCUCCCUGUUCCUACCAUUUCUCUUUUAUUUUGCUCUUUGAAUUAUUCUUAUUUGUGGUUUCUCAUUUGGGCAGGGAACCAGAGUUUAAUGGCCCGAGAUUUAAGAAAACAACACAUUUCUUUUUCUACGAAUUCAGAUUAUCAGAGGGGGAAAAGAGGGUGAGCUGUUACGUACUACCCUUACUGUGAUCAUUUGAGGGAAAAGAUGGAAUGAAACAGCAAAGACAAGGGGUUAAUUCACUCCUGUGCCAAAUACCUUUAGUCCGCCAUGUUUUGGGUCUAGUCUUGAGAGCGGGAAUAACAACUACAAACCGCAAGGUGGCGCUGCUGCCUAAAAAGAGAAAAAAAAAAUACCCUCACAGAGGACAUUACUGAUUCCAGUCUCAACAUACUGAUUCCAGUCUCAAAGGGAAGUCUGACUAGAAAGCAAGAGAAAUCACGGUAAUUUUCGUUAAGGGAAAAUGCGAGUCUCUCCUCUCAAGAACUGCUACUAUCUAGCUCGUUUUUAAGGAUUUAGUUGUUGCCAUUUCCGAGAACUGCUUGAGGCUGAGUGGGAUUGCUUUUGGAAAACUGACAAAAGGAUGGAAGCCAGAUUGGAGCGAACUGCGCAGAAAAGGCAAGUCCUAUUUCUUUGUGUAAUUCUGGGAGUGUCUUGGGCUAUCGCGGAGCCGCUUCAGUAUUCUGUGGCAGAGGAAACUCAGAGAGGCACUUCUGUGGCCAACCUAGCAAAAGACUUGGGGUUGGGGGUGGAGGAACUGUCAGCCCGGGGAGCUAGAAUUGUUUCCGAUCAAAAUAUAGGAUUUUUACUGCUUAAUCCGCUGACUGGUGAUUUGCUUCUAAAUGAGAAAUUGGACCGAGAGGAGCUCUGUGGUCCCACAGAGCCCUGUGUAGUACCUUUCCAGUUAUUAUUGGAAAAGCCAUUUCAGAUUAUCCGUGCUGAACUACAGGUCAGAGAUAUCAAUGAUCAUUCUCCAGUAUUCCUAGACAGAGAAAUUGUGUUAGAAAUUUCAGAAAGUGCCACUCCAGGGGUGACAUUUCUCCUAGAAAGAGCACAGGAUUCAGAUGCCGGAACCAACAGUCUGAGUAACUACUCCAUCAGUCCCAAUGCCUAUUUCCACAUUAACGUGCAUGAUGGUGAGCAAGGAAAUAUCUUUCCUGAAUUGGUACUGGAUCAGGCGCUGGAUCGCGAGGAGAUGCCUGAGCUCAGUUUAAUCCUCACGGCCUUGGAUGGGGGCUCUCCGCCCAGAUCUGGGACCACACGGCUACGCAUCCUGGUGGUAGACAUAAAUGACAAUGCUCCAGAAUUUGUGCAGUCCCUCUACAAAGUGAAGAUGCCCGAGAACAGCCCCUUGGGUUCCCUGGUUGUCGCUUUGUCAGCUAGAGAUUUAGAUACAGGAAGCAAUGGGGAAAUAGUGUAUGCGUUUUUUUAUGCCACGGAAAGAAUUCUCAAAACGUUUCAAAUCAAUUCAAGGUCUGGCAGUCUUUAUCUUAAAGCCGAACUGGACUAUGAGGUAAUUCAAACUUAUACAUUAACUAUCCAGGCCAAGGAUGGUGGAGGACUUUCCGGAAAGUGUACCGUGAUUAUUGAGGUAACAGAUAUCAAUGAUAAUCCACCCGAACUUCUCAUGUCAUCACUAAAUAGCCCCAUUGCAGAAAACGCACCCGAAACAGUCGUUGCUGUUUUUAAGAUUAGAGACAGAGAUUCGGGAAACAAUGGGAAAAUGGUGUGCUCUAUCCGGGAUGAUCUUCCCUUCGUCCUGAAGCCAUCAGUGGAAAACUUCUAUACCCUGGUAACAGAGGGACCUUUGGAUCGAGAGUGGAUGGAGGAGUACAACAUCACCAUCACCGUCACCGACUUGGGGACACCCAGGCUCCAAACCCAGCACAACAUCACAGUGCUGGUCUCCGACGUCAACGACAACGCCCCGACCUUCACCCAAUCCUCCUACACCCUCUUCGUCCCCGAAAACAACAGCCCCGCCCUGCACAUAGGCACCAUCAGCGCCACAGACAGAGACUCAGGCACCAAUGCCCAGGUCACCUACUCG